GAUAAGAGUCGGUGCGGGCUCGGUCUCCGCCUCAGUAGAGCUGGGCGGCCGCGGUCGGGCCCGUGCUGGGGGGGUGGUGGCUGCGGCACCGCCGUCGCUCUUCGGCUGCGUAACUCUCCCCGGCGCCGAGCCGCGGCCCUUCCCUUCCCCUCAGGCCCAGCGGCGGCGAUGGGUUCCCGGGCAUCCACACUGCUGCGGGAUGAGGAGAUCGAGGAGAUCAAGAAGGAGACGGGCUUCUCCCACAGUCAAAUCACCCGCUUGUACAGUCGCUUCACCAGCCUAGACAAAGGAGAAAAUGGCACUCUUAGCCGUGAAGACUUCCAGCGGAUUCCAGAGCUUGCCAUCAAUCCACUGGGAGACAGAAUUAUCAAUGCCUUCUUUCCAGAAGGAGAGGACCAGGUGAAUUUCCGUGGAUUCAUGAGGACACUAGCCCACUUCCGACCCAUAGAAGAUAACGAAAAGAGCAAAGACCAGAAUGGGCCAGAACCACUGAACAGCCGAAGUAACAAGCUCCACUUUGCUUUUCGGUUAUAUGAUCUAGAUAAAGAUGACAAGAUUUCCAGGGAUGAGCUGCUUCAGGUGUUACGGAUGAUGGUUGGUGUGAACAUUUCAGAUGAGCAGUUGGGCAGCAUUGCUGACAGGACAAUCCAGGAAGCUGAUCAAGAUGGAGAUAGUGCCAUCUCCUUUGCAGAGUUUGUAAAGGUUUUGGAGAAGGUGGAUGUAGAGCAGAAAAUGAGCAUUCGAUUUCUUCACUGAUGGAUGGAGAACCUAUUCCUUUCUACCCCUGCUAUAUAAUGAAUAGAACUUCAUUUUCUCCUUAGCACCUUGCCCCAGAGCAUUGCUACUGGUGCAUAUACAAUACAUCUCCAACCCCUCCCUGAUUUGUUCUACCAAUGUGAACAUUCCCUGUGCAUCAGGAACAAAGGGAAAUGGCUGCCAUGCAACUUGGAAAUGAGCGUGUUUGGUUUUUUUAAAACAUUUUCCUUCUAUUUUUUUUUUACCCUUUAUCCCUUGUCUCCUUCUGCACUACUGUUUCAGCAGAAAUGUCUCUCCUUAUGUACUGCUGUUUAAUCUACAAACUGAUUCUUCUGAGCUCUGAAUCUGAGAAUGGAAAAAUGGGAACACGCCACAGAAGCGCCCUCUGAAACACUUUGGAGACAAGCAUCUACUCAAAUACUAGGUGCAGUGAUAAUGAUUCACUUUUGCUUCCAGCAGCAACACCACAUUACAGCUGCCUUUUUUUUUUUCCCCAUUUGGCUCUUUACAUGCAGAUUUGUUUCUUCACUGCUUCCAAAUCUGUGUUUUACUUGAGGACUUCUCAAUUUCUAUGGCUUCAUUGUACAACUAGCCCUGUAUGCAUGAUGAUAGCCUAGAGUACUUUAAAGUACUGUGAAAAGAUUUUUAUUCUCUGUGGGAUGAAUUCACAGGGGCAAUAGGAGAAUCUGUGGUGGAGACAGGCUGUGGUGUCCUCAAAAGGAAUAGGAAUUCUGCACUAAGUCACUUAAAUUGUUCCAGUAGCAGAUGCAGAAACUUGUUUCUUUCCUUUGAGUAGCUUGCAGGCUUGACAGCCAGUGGACCAUGAAGUGCCCUCCCCAGGUUGCUUUGCUCUAUGAUCCCUCCUCUCAUCAGGGUGGGUUUGCCUCUGAAAGUGUAAACUUGUUUACCAGUGUACAUAAUGCAAGAAAACCAGUCAUGCCAAAAUCUGGAUUUGUAGUUUUGUCACUGUCCCCUGGUAAUAGUGUCAUGAAACAUAGCACUGAUUUCUUCCCCCUCCCCCCCAGUCAUAGUGGCCUGGAUAACCAGUAAUUAUUUGUAUUUUCCAGUAUGGAAGUCCUGGUCUGUUAGACUUGUGUUGAGAUGGUAGCUGUAUUUAUCAAAGCUCUGGCAUAAGAAUAUAAUUUGGGGAAGUACAUAUUAUCCCAAAUAUUUCAGAAUAUAUUUCUACACAAAUCUCUUUGCAAGUGUAAGACAAUUAAUACCAUUAAUAUAAUGCUGAUAAAUUCAAGAGAUCAAAAUUAUUGAAGGUUCAAUAGUAACAUAAUUUUCUGUGGCUAGAUUGGCAAAUGAUCUCAUCUAGUUCAGCUGGAGCAUCCUACAGUCUAGGAGGUCUUUCCAAUAAAACCAAAAAACCCUGGGAGCUUCUUUAUUGAAGAAUCAGUGUUAUAACUGCUUCUCUAUGUCACGUGUUAACAUUUCUAUAAAUACUUACCAGUCUCAAACUACUCUCAAAUUUGUAUUUCCUUUUUUCUCAGUUCCUUUAAUCAUCGCUUGUGUUAAAGAAUAACAUGCAAAUCUCUGAAGGAUUUUUGAUUUGUCUUAAAUUAAGGAAUUGCAAAGUGAAAUGCUGCACUUCAUUGUUUUGCAGAGUGCAGCACAAUUCCAGAAAGAAAUGUAAAUUAAAAACCCCUAUUCUGUAUGAGAAAGAAACAUAGUUUUAUGACCAUGUCAUGUAAAAUAGGAAUGUAACAAUGUUAACAGAUUGGAAAGUAAAAAAAGUGUUUGUAGGCUUUGUGAUUUGCUUAAAAGUAGAUGUUGCUCUCUUCUGGCUCUAUAGUUGUAACCUACAGUUGUGCCUUAUUGUCCCAGUGAGACUGGAUAUUGUAUUUAUCAAUCCAUAAAUAAACCUUCCACUGUAUAAA
Messenger RNA from Haliaeetus leucocephalus (bald eagle), 2639 nucleotides. It is a transcript of the gene CHP1, whose product is annotated as calcineurin-like EF-hand protein 1. The coding region runs from base 169 to 756 and encodes 195 amino acids. NCBI's taxonomy places the organism in Eukaryota, Metazoa, Chordata, Aves, Accipitriformes, Accipitridae. Gene Ontology annotation, molecular function: calcium ion binding. The record is from RefSeq and is a predicted model, not a curated record. The transcript has 7 exons.